AUGUAUCGUCGCGUCGCGCUGUUUUGUUUAACCCGCAGGCAGAGGCGGCUCCAACCCAGUCCACACGCGCAGCAGCCAAGGGCGCAACGCGAGCGCAAGCCCAGCCCGUCCGGAUUCUUCUCCUCGCCUUCCCCUCCCCAACCCUAGCCUACGGGGCAUAGAUCUACCCCAGCCGCCGCCAGCCUCGCCGAGCCCUAGCUUCCCCCGUCGCGCGGGUCGGGUUAGGGGAGCAGGAUCCCGCGGCCCCCCACGGGACGGGGGCCAUGGAGGUGGACGGCGCCGCGGCAGCGGGGGCGGCGGCCGGCGCGAAGCCGCUGACGCCGGAGGAGGAAGCCCUGAGACGCAACACCGACUGCGUCUACUUCCUCGCCUCGCCCCUCACCUGCAAGAAGGGGAAUGAGUGUGAUUUUCGUCACAGCGAGGGUGCCCGGAUGAACCCUAGAGACUGUUGGUACUGGUUGAAUGGCAAUUGUUUGAAUCUGAAAUGUCCAUUUCGCCAUCCGCCAAUUGAUGGUUUCUUUGGUGCCCCAACUCCUGGAGUACCUUCUGUUUCUUCACACUAUGGUGCAUAUAACUCAGGCAAGCAGAUGGUCCCAUGCUAUUACUUCCAGAAAGGGAGCUGCUUGAAAGGUGAUAGAUGCCAUUUUUAUCAUGGACCGCAAACGGCUGGUAAUAAUCCCCCGGAACAGGUGAUGAAGGUCUCUUCCUUUCCUUUGGAACAGCCCCAGGCUCAAAAGAAUGAGGAGUCCACAGAGCCAAAUAAUUCAAUGCAGCAAAGUGCUCCAAUAAUUGGUGACAGGUCCAAAAUGACAGCUGAUUGGUCUUUGGUCCAUGCUGCCAAGGCUGGUGUAGCUACAGUACCUUCUGAACUUGCUUCCAAUGCAGUGAAGUCUAGGCUCAAUUCAGAGAAGGUACCCAAUACUACACCAGCAGUAAAGAAAAGCUUCACAAUUUCCGAGGAGGAUCAUCCUGUGUCCUAUCCGAACCAGCUUCCUGUGGGAAGUGACCCUAUCCAAGAUUGGAACCAGGAUUACCAAAUGCCUCCUGCAGAUGACCUGCCGCAGAACAGCAGGGAGGCUGAUGAUUUUUUGGGGGAGUCUUCGCCUGGUUUUGAUGUUCUUGUGGACAAUGAUGCAGAUAGUGCUGCUUAUUUACAUGAUGAGGAAGACUUUGGAAGGGAUAUGUACCCAGUAGAAGACUAUGAAUAUGCUCCAGCUGAUUUCGAUAUUCAUGCCCAUCAUGAAAGGGAGCAGUUCAAUGGAAUGGGCGAGCAUAACCAGAUUGGGCAACUGUAUGAUGGCUAUGAGAGGAAAAGGCGUAGAUCAUCAUCUGAGAGGAGCAUGGACAGACCUUUCCAUUCAGAUAGAAGGUUUCUGCACAGAGAGAUUGAUCAUGCUGAGAUGGAUAGAUCAGAUCUACGUCAUCAGCUCCGCAGGAGAAGAAUAAAUGGUUCUUCAACAGCCAUUAGCCCAGAACGCAAUGGAGAGCAGCACUGGAGGGAUGAACACUAUAGGGAAAGGGCACAAGAUGGUCACCACAUGCGCAGAGAUCACCAUCAGGGUCCACGAGGAAGCACUCUGAGCGCCCGUCUUCAGAGCAGAAUAAAGCUUCCUGGAAGAUCACGUGAUAGAGUUGACACUCGCUUUGAGAAUGAGCAAGAUAGAAGGCGACUCCGGGACAGAUUUUCUCCAGUUAGGCAUGUGGAUUUUCACGGGUUUAGGCAUCGGGAGGCAGGACAACAUCAUGAAAGGAGCCGGUGGAGACUGAGUGAACUUGCCUCAAGUGUCAGGCAUGCAGAUGGCAAUUCAGUUCACUUUGCUGCUCAGAAAAACUUAGGAGAGCCUAGGAAGGCCAAUGGAAUCGUGGAAUCUGAAGCAUCUCUUGAUUUUGAGGGCCCAAAACCCCUCAGUGUCAUCUUGCAGAGGAAAAUAGAGGCCACAGUAGGCAAUACCUCAUCUUCCAGCUAUGAGAAAUCUGCUGAGGCUGCAGUUAGGCAGCCUCGUUCUCUGGUUGAAGCUGGGAAGAAAGGCUGUGACAACAUUAUCAGCGCUGAAGAUUACAAGAGUGCAUCAGGCAAUGAAGAACAUAAGAAGGAUGAGGAAGAUCAGAUCGCUGUAGAGGAUCAGGGGCAAUCUUCAUCUCAUGGUGACAAAUUUGAGAUGGAAGAUGUUACUGGAGUGGAUGCAUUGGAAAAUCAAGAGGCAGAUAACUAUGACCAGAGAGAGGGCGAGUCUGACGACUACGAGACAAUUGAAGGCCAUGACUACAAAUCUGAAGAUGAAAACGUGUAUCAAGACAAUGAAGACUUCGACGACGAUGACGAUUUUGCCCGGAAAGUAGGAGUUGCUUUCUCUUAAGCUCUAUUGCACUGUCAUUGCUUCUGUUGCUUGUGGCAAAGCUGAAGUGCUUGCUUUGCUUAGUGCAUCUCUUGGAUAAAUUCAUGUGGUGCUUUAUGUUUCUUUUUUCAAGUUGAUAGUGAUAAAGACUGUUGUUUUCUGAGGCUGAUAACUUAUAAUUAUAGGUCAGAUAUGAAGCGAGGUAGCUUUCAUAAAUGAUAUUAAGGCUUUACAUGUAAAACUGCUGACUGUUCAGCAUAUCUGAUCUAUCCUCAAACAUUGUAUUGUAUUAGGUUCCUUACUAACAUCAGGAUAUUUCUUCGAUCAAUUUAUGUCCGAGAUGGAGAAUAUAAUCAACCCCCUUUUGGAGGGGGUCUUUUGUUCACAUUAA
Phragmites australis (common reed) is the source of this 2727-nucleotide messenger RNA. Its product is annotated as zinc finger CCCH domain-containing protein 32-like. The record is from RefSeq and is a predicted model, not a curated record. Gene Ontology annotation, molecular function: metal ion binding. NCBI's taxonomy places the organism in Eukaryota, Viridiplantae, Streptophyta, Magnoliopsida, Poales, Poaceae. The transcript has 3 exons. Bases 264 to 2357 code for a protein of 697 amino acids.